AUGGCGGCGGCAGCGGAGGUGAGCAAUAGGAGCGUCAUCCUGAAGCGGCACGUGACGGGGUUCCCCACCGAGGACGACAUGGAGGUCGUCACGGCGGCGGCGCGCGUGGCCGUUCCGCCCGGGUCGGCGGCGGUGAUGGUGAAGAACCUCUACCUCUCCUGCGAUCCCUACAUGCGCAGCCGGAUGACCAGGCACCUGGAGCCCAGCUACGUCCCGGACUACGUCCCAGGGGAGGUUAUACCUACUUUCGGUGUGUGCAAGGUGGUAGAAUCCGGGCACCCGGAUUACAAGGCCGGUGAUAUGGUGUGGGGAAUGACGGCAUGUGAAGAGUACACCUUGAUCACUAAUCCGGAGUCGCUUUUCAAGAUCAAUCACCCAGAAUUACCGCUAUCGUACUACGCCGGUGUUCUCGGCAUGCCAGGCCUUACUGCAUAUGCUGGAUUUUUCGACGUGGCCAAGCCAAAUAAAGGCGACUAUGUAUUUGUCUCGGCAGCAUCAGGCGCAGUCGGGCAACUUGUGGGGCAGCUUGCCAAGAUAACGGGCUGCUAUGUCGUUGGCAGUGCCGGUUCUGAUGAGAAGGUCAACCUCCUGAAAACAAAGUUUGGAUUCGAUGAUGCCUUCAACUACAAGAAGGAGCAUGACCUCAACGCCACACUAAAGAGGUGCUUCCCGGAGGGCAUCGACAUAUAUUUCGACAACGUGGGUGGUGCGAUGUUGGAUGCGGCGCUACUCAACAUGAGGCUGCACGGGCGGGUGGCCAUGUGCGGGCUGAUCUCGCAGUACAACCUGGAGCAGCCCGAGGGCGUUCGCAACCUUGCCUGUGUUGUUACCAAGCGCGUACGCAUGGAAGGGUUCCUUGUGACGGACUACUUCGGCACCUACCGCAAGUUCGAAGAGGAGACGGGGGGUCACCUCAAGGAAGGGAACAUUACCUACGUGGAGGACGUCGCCGAGGGGAUCGAGAAGGUGGCGACAGCCCUUGUCGGGCUCUUCCACGGGCAUAACAUCGGAAAGCAGCUUGUGGCUGUUGCACAGGAUUGACAUGACAUGCCAGAGGCCUAGCAAGCAUCAAUACGUGCCGAUCUACGUUCCAAGAUGAGAAUUCAGGUAGGUUUGUAGUUCGGUUUGCUGGAUUUGAGAACACCUUGCGCCAGUGUUUGGUGGAAGUUGGA
This is a messenger RNA of Hordeum vulgare subsp. vulgare (domesticated barley), 1172 nucleotides long. RefSeq names its product 2-alkenal reductase (NADP(+)-dependent)-like. NCBI's taxonomy places the organism in Eukaryota, Viridiplantae, Streptophyta, Magnoliopsida, Poales, Poaceae. The transcript has 5 exons. Gene Ontology annotation, molecular function: 2-alkenal reductase [NAD(P)H] activity. The record is from RefSeq and is a predicted model, not a curated record. Bases 1 to 1041 code for a protein of 346 amino acids.